Messenger RNA from Dendronephthya gigantea, 1260 nucleotides. RefSeq lists its product as uncharacterized. The record is from RefSeq and is a predicted model, not a curated record. Bases 117 to 1112 code for a protein of 331 amino acids. Lineage: Eukaryota; Metazoa; Cnidaria; Anthozoa; Malacalcyonacea; Nephtheidae. The transcript is spliced from 8 exons.
GUGAUUUUAUGUCUAUACGGGUGAAUUUAUUGGUGUGAAGAUCAGGUCUCAAAAUAUGAAUGGUUAGAAAACCAGCGGGUGACCAUAGCAGCAAUUGCAAUUCAGUGUUCUAAGAGAUGACAAAUUUGCAUCACAGUACAUCUAUGUUGGAUCAUAGCACAACUGAAUUACCAAUGAGAAUUACAAACUCCUUUCCUCCAAGAGGAAUCGUAGCAAAGGUUCUCAACAACUCACAAAACACAAAAGGCAAAUCACUGUAUCUCUAUGGUCAUUUCAAGGAACAUUCAACCCCCAACAUAACAAAGACCAAGAUAAAGAACACAGAGGAUACCCAUAGAUCUGCAUUUUCAUUGCCGCAAACUAUGACCGAAAGAACGUUUAAAACAAGAAAAACACCAAGAUUUUAUACUGUCGAUACAUCUAGUCUACGACGGCACAGCAGCAAGGUCGACCAUGCACUAGAUCGGCUUAUCACAAAAUCUGAUGUGACUGGUCUUCAAGAAAUAUAUGACAGAACAUGCAAGGGAAGCAUAUCAACACUUCAAACUCUGAUUUCAAAGAGGAAGCUAACUCAAAAAUUUGUGUUUGUCCAAAAUGCUGCACCAUUACCCAGGUACCAUCAAAAUCAUAAAACAGCAAGACCAGAACAAAAGCCACACAAAGAAGUAACAGUUGAAGAGUCUGAGAUAAACGUUGACAAACAACUUGGGACAAGGGAGACCACAGAAGCAUUGGACACAAAGACAAACAAACAUGUUCUUCUACCCUCACCUUAUUUCAACCGCAAAAAUGAAGAAAAUACGACUAGCCUUUCAAAAGAGUCAUCACAACAUAUAUACUCAAGUAGCUAUGGCAAAAAUUCAGGUGCAAAACAUGCAUCUAAAUGCUCCAUUGAACCAACAGUUAUAAACCUAAAUUACAAACUCCCAGAAUUACAGAGGAGGGCAUUUUCAGCUAAGAAUGCAGCUAUAAAUAUUGAAAAUUCUAGUAAAAAGAACAGUGAAACUCACAGGACCUUACAGAAAAGCAAAAAGACAAGUAAAGAUUUGAAGCUAUGGACAAGAGGAAACCAUUACUCUCCUGAUAGAACUAUUGCAAAAAAGGAUGAAUAAGCAGCUCAAAACAUAAUCAGUGAAAGUGAAUAUACCUAAGUUUCCUCAAACAGUUUCUCACUAAAAUGUUGAUAUAGUUUGAUUCUUUUGUAUUUAUUUUUUGUAAAAUUCGGUUAAAUUGAACCUAAAUUCUGUGUAUGGUAUACCA